Molecule: messenger RNA, 1053 nt
Organism: Exophiala bonariae
Lineage: Eukaryota; Fungi; Ascomycota; Eurotiomycetes; Chaetothyriales; Herpotrichiellaceae
Exons: 2
Coding region: 1-1053 (350 amino acids)
Cellular component (GO): cytoplasm
Molecular function (GO): GTPase activity
Source: RefSeq, a predicted model, not a curated record
AUGCCGUUCGCCCAACUCGUGAUCGGACCCCCGGGCGCGGGAAAAUCGACAUACUGCAACGGGAUGCAGCAGUUCAUGGGGGCGAUCGGACGCAAGUGCUCGAUCGUGAAUCUCGACCCGGCCAACGAACACACGUCGUACAGGUCCGCUGUCGACGUGCGGGAUCUCGUGACGCUCGAGGCUAUCAUGGCCGACGACGACACCCGGCUCGGCCCCAACGGCGGCGUGCUCUACGCGCUCGAAGAGCUGGACGAGAAUGUCGAGUGGUUGGAGGAGCGCCUGAAGACGUUGGGGGACGACUAUGUCCUCUUUGACUGUCCCGGGCAGGUCGAGCUGUUUACGCAUCAUGCUAGUUUGCGGAGGGUGCUUGUGGUCGUCAACCUGAUUGACUCAUACGCCUUGACGCUUCCGUCGUUAUACAUCUCUACCCUCCUGCUCAGCCUACGUAGUAUGCUGCAGAUGGACCUGACGCACAUCAACGUGCUGACCAAGAUUGACAAUCUGCAUAAAUAUCCACCUCUGCCGUUCAAUCUAGCCUUCUACACCGAGGUCCAAGACCUCGAAUACCUCCUGCCCAGCCUCGAGCAAGAAAAUUCCUUGUUUGGACAGGGAAAGUUCCAAGCUCUCAAUGAGGCGAUUGUGAAUCUGGUUGAGGAGUUUGGACUGGUCGGAUUUGAGACGCUGGCCGUCGAGGAUAAGAAGAGUAUGAUGUCCCUGUUAAGGACGAUCGAUCGGGCAGGGGGCUAUGCGUUUGGGAGUGCAGAGGGCGCAGGCGACACUGUGUGGCAGGUGGCGGUGCGAGAAGGACUAGGGACGCUGGAUGUUAGAGAUGUGCAGGAACGGUGGAUUGACAAUAAAGAUGAAUGGGAUGAGAAAGAGGCAAGAGAAUGGGAGGAAGAACAGAAGAGACGGGAAGAGGAAUUCAACGCCAAUGCUGCCACACAGGGGUUCGACCCAGAUAUGGAUCUCGAGGGAUUCGAUCCUGGGAACAUACCAUUCGAUAGUGGCGUGAAGGUUGUGCGCACUCAAAAGAAGGAUGCGAAACCUUCUUGA